This is a messenger RNA of Cucurbita pepo subsp. pepo (vegetable marrow), 794 nucleotides long. RefSeq names its product zinc finger protein ZAT12. NCBI's taxonomy places the organism in Eukaryota, Viridiplantae, Streptophyta, Magnoliopsida, Cucurbitales, Cucurbitaceae. The record is from RefSeq and is a predicted model, not a curated record.
CGAAACGAAAACGCCAUUUCCGUUUCCACCUUCUUCACGAAGACAGAGAGAGAGAGAGAGAGAGAGAAUACAUUUCCUUCCAUCAUCAUGAAGAGAGAGAGAGAUCUUGAGAGCGUAACAACCAUGGCGAACUGCUUGAUGCUACUUUCUCGUAGCAGCGCGUCCACUACUACAGAUUUCGAAUCGUCUUUGUCGUCUUCACCGAAUCGUGUUUUCGAGUGCAAGACGUGCAAUCGGCAGUUUCCGUCGUUUCAGGCCCUAGGCGGCCACCGCGCCAGUCACAAGAAGCCUCGAAUUGUAGGACCAGACGGCGGAAACUCCGAUGGAUCUUCAUCGCAAGGAUCUCCAACCAAGCCGAAGACGCAUGAGUGCAGUAUCUGUGGAUUGGAAUUCGCGAUUGGUCAAGCGCUUGGUGGACAUAUGAGGAGACAUAGAGCUACGACGCUGUUGACCGAUCACGCUCGACUUACAAAUCAUCCGAGUAGUUUAUCUCAUCCGCCGCGUUCUCAACCGCCUGUGGUGAAGAAGACGAACGGCGGUGGAAGGAUUCUGUGCUUGGAUCUGAAUUUGACUCCGUCCGAGAACGAUAAACAGUUUCUUCAGCUUGGAAAGAGUAUUUCCAUGGUUGAUUGUUUCUUCUGAAUUGGAGUUCAUAUUCAAUCAGAUCGAACACGAUGAGUUAUACUAGUUUUUGCGUUUUCUUUUUCCUUUUUGAUACUGUAAUCUUCAUAUCUUUGUUCGUUCACAACAUAUAGUACAUACAUAAAUCCAGAUCUUCAUAUGCUUCAAUUCAA